Hipposideros armiger (great roundleaf bat) is the source of this 1120-nucleotide messenger RNA. It is a transcript of the gene PTPRCAP, whose product is annotated as protein tyrosine phosphatase receptor type C associated protein. The transcript has 3 exons. NCBI's taxonomy places the organism in Eukaryota, Metazoa, Chordata, Mammalia, Chiroptera, Hipposideridae. The coding region runs from base 22 to 903 and encodes 293 amino acids. The record is from RefSeq and is a predicted model, not a curated record.
GAAGUCUGGAAACAGGGACAGAUGAAGCCUGCAGGGAUCACAGAUGUAAGAAAGGUCUGGGGGCCACGAGCAUUCCCCAGCCAGUGUCGCCGAAUUUUGCCAGGCUUCCUCUGGCAGCUGCACCCGCCUCCCCCAGCCCGAGGCCCCCAGGGACAUAGACUUGAACUGAACGGAAACGCUGCAGCUGGGGCUGUGGUGGGGCAGUCCCGAGGGGCUGAGAGGAAGAGGAGUGUCAAGGACCCCCUUCCUGGGACCUGGCCAAGUGGACGGAUGGUCAACACUUGCCUUGGGGACCUGCCCUGCGCCCUAGGGCUCGGGACACUGCUGGCCCUGCCAGGGGUCCUGGGCUCAGGUGGCAAUGUCAAGGACGGUGUGAGCUCCAGCUGUGUCACUGUUAUCCUGCUGUUGCUGCUGCUCCUACUGCUGGUCACUGGCCUGGUCCUGGCCUGGCGCCGCCUCAGCCGUGACUCAGGGGGCUACUACCACCCGGCCCGCCUGGGUGCCGCGCUAUGGGGCCGCACCCGCCGCUUGCUCUGGGCCAGCCUGCUAGGCCGCUGGGUCCAGGCCCAGGCCCAGCCUGAGCUGGGGUCACCACGUGAGGAUCCGGAGUGGCAGGAGGAUGAGCAGGAUGCAGAAGACUACUGCUUGGAUGGUGGCCGGGAGGAGGCACAGCGGUGUAGCGCGCAGCCCAGCCUGCAGCAGGCCCCCGAGCCCAAGCAGGAAGCACGUGACCGUGAUGGUGGUGCCGACGGAGGCCUGGGACUCAGCUCCCAGGGGCCAGAGGGCUCAGCUGGCAGUGCUGAGGCCCUACUGAGCGACCUGCAUGCCUUUGCUGGCAGUGCGGCCUGGGACGACAGCUCGGGGGCAGCAGGGGGCCAGGGCCUCCAUGUCACCGCACUGUAGGGGCCAGUCCUGGGGUGACUGUGCCUCUGCUUCCCCAGCUGCCAUGACUGGACACAGCCUGCCCUGGACCCAAUGUCACCCACACCUCCACAGAGAGAGCCUCAGACUGUCACUCGCACCCCCCAGUUGUCUCCAAGGCUGUGCAUCCCCACACCCUCCAGGAAGGUCACUCACUCCCAGGGCAUUGGGCAGCCAUCUGAAAUAAAACCCUCCCGGC